This is a messenger RNA of Knipowitschia caucasica, 1344 nucleotides long. Lineage: Eukaryota; Metazoa; Chordata; Actinopteri; Gobiiformes; Gobiidae. The record is from the annotation of a GenBank genome assembly.
AUGGGUUGGUUGAUGGUGUGGGUUGGGGGGGAGGCGGGGGUGGCUUGGGUGGUGGGGAGUGGGUCGGGUGGGGGGGUUAGUGGAUGGGGUGUGGGCGUGGUGUGUGGGGGGGGUCGGAGGGAGGGGGAGGGGUGUGAGGGGGGGGGUGGGGGUUAUGGGGGGAGGGGGGGGGGGGGGGUGGGGUUGGGGGGGGGGAGAGAGGCUGGGGGGUGGGGUGGUGGUGUUGGCGGGUGUGGGGGUGCGGGGCGGGGGGGCGGGAGUGGGGGUGGGAGGUGUGUGGUGGUGGGUCGGGGGUGUGCCGGGGGGGGGUCGCGGGGGCUGGGUGGUGGGGGGGGGGGGGGUUGUUGGGGUGUCGGUGGUGUGGGGGGUGGUGGGUGGGUACGAGGGGGUGGGGGGGGGGUGCUCGGGCGGGGUGUGGGGGGUGUGUGGGGCGGGGGUGGGUGGGUUGGUGAGGGGGGUGUGGGGGGCAUGGGGGGGGGCGGGGUGGGGUGGGGGGGCUCGGGUGGUGGGGUGAGGGGAUGGGGGGGUGUGUGGGGGGGGGGGGGGGGGGGGGGGGUGGGGUUGGGGGGGGUUGGUUGGUUUGGUUGUAGCGUGGAGGGGGGAGUUGGUGUUGUGGGGCUGGGGGAGGGGAGGGCGGGGCGGGGAGGUGUGUUAGGGGUGUGGGGGGGGUUGGUGGUAUGGGGGGGGGGUGGGGGGGGGUGGGGGGUGGCUGUUGGGUUGUGGGGAGUGGGUGGUUUUGGGGGGGGUGGGCGGAGGGUGGGUCGUGUGGGGGGGGUGUGGGGUGGGUGUGGAGUGGGGGUGGUGGGGGGGUGGGUGGGAGGGUGGGGCGGGGUUGGGUUGUGUGGGGGGGAGUGGUGGUGUGGUGGGGUGUGGGAGGUGGCGGAGGUAGGGGGAUGGGGGGGUGAGGGGGUGGGGUGUUCGUGGGGGGGGGGCUGUUGGGUGGGGGGCGGAGGGGUGUUGCUGGGAUUGAGGUGGAUGGGGGUGGGUGGGGGGUGGGGGUGGGGGGGGGGGGGUAGCGGGGAGGGGGCUUUGGAGCGGCGCGUAGCGGGGGGGGGUGUGGGGGUUGGGGGGGGGGGGGUGGGGGGAUGUCGGGGGGGGGUAUGGUUGUGGUUGGGGGAGGGUGGGGUGGGCGGGGGGGGGGGUGGGUGGGGGGGGGGUGGGGGUGGGGGUGUUUGGGGGGGGGGGGGAGGGGGGGGUGUGGGGGGGUGGGGAGGGGGGGGGGAUGGGAGGGGGGUGGGGGCGUUGUGGGGGGGGGAAGUUGGGUGGGGGGGGGGCGUGGGUGGGGGGCCGGGUGUGGUUGGGGGGGGGGGGGGGGGUGGGGAUGGGGGGGGGGGCGGGGGGUGA